Messenger RNA from Aphidius gifuensis, 3539 nucleotides. Its product is annotated as chaoptin-like. Gene Ontology annotation, molecular function: protein binding. NCBI's taxonomy places the organism in Eukaryota, Metazoa, Arthropoda, Insecta, Hymenoptera, Braconidae. The record is from RefSeq and is a predicted model, not a curated record. Gene Ontology annotation, cellular component: extracellular matrix. Bases 75 to 3539 code for a protein of 1154 amino acids. The transcript has 6 exons.
UGUGCAAAAUAAAUUUUUUGCAAAUUGCAACGUGAUCAGUUGACCACUGUUCAUUGAAACUCAUUAUCAAGCUGAUGAUGAUGAUGACGAGAUCCAUAAUUAUUGCAGUCUUGAUAAAUUGUCUAAUUGGGGGAGCAUUGUCAACACGCUAUUAUGAAUAUCGUGAUAUAGUAAGUUAUUGUUCAAUAACUGAGGACCAUGUUCUACCUGCCAUAUAUUCCUUGCCUGAUGAUCAAUCAAUAGCUCGAAAACAAACAUGCCAUAAAUACUUUUGUAAUUCAAGUACUAUUUAUUAUGAACCAUAUACUUGUAGUAGAUACUUAAAACCCUUUCAUCGUUUAAGUAGAAGAAAUUUAACAUCUCUUCCAUCAGAUAUUUUCUAUGGAUUUGAUAAUGCAGGUGAUGUGAUUUUUAGUGAAAACAAUUUGACAACUCUUGAACCUGAUUUGUUUAGUAACCUGACUGAAAUUGAAUCUAUAUUCCUGGAUGAUAAUAAAUUAACGUCUCUUCCAAAAAAUAUAUUUAAGGGAUUGACAAAGCUAAAACGAGUGUCAUUAAAAUUAAAUAAUCUGACACGUCUUGACUCAACUAUUUUCAAAGACUUGAUCAGCCUCGAUGUUUUAGAUCUUUCAAAUAAUAAUUUAACAUAUAUUCCACAAUGUAUAUUUGAUAGUUUGACAAAGCUAACAUAUUUGACAUUGGAAUCAAACAAGUUGACACAUAUCAAACCUGAUUUAUUCUAUUACCUGGGUAAUCUUAAAUAUUUACUUCUCAGGAAUAAUAAAUUAACAUAUCUUCCACAACUAUUUAAAAAUUUGUAUAAGCUUGAAAUUUUGCAUUUGCAAAAUAAUAAUUUAACAUUUCUUUCACGAGAAAUGUUUACAAGAUUAACAUCUUUAAUUGGAUUAAAUGUUAGAUCAAAUACACUGAUACAUCUCGAGCUUGAUACUUUUAAUAAUUUUUACAAUUUACAAAGCUUAGAUUUAAGUUAUAAUAACUUAACACAUCUUCCAAUUGAUAUUUUUAAUAAUAAUAAAGAACUUGGAGAUUUGUGUUUACAAUCAAACAAGUUUAGUGAAAUUAAACCUCAAGUUUUUAACAAUUUGACUCAAUUAUAUCAGCUCAAUAUUCAAAAUAAUCAAUUAAAAAAUAAUAACAAAAUCAUGGUUAACGUUGAUGAGGAUGUUGUAUUAGAAGAACAAACAGCUGAUGAUGAAAUGAGACCACUUGUUGAUGAGUUAAAAUUACAAGGUCAAGUUGCAGAUGAACCAUUUGAUAAUGACAAGCAAUCAACAAUUAAAACAACAGCAUACAAAGAAUACUUUUGUGAUCCAACUUCGGUUUUUUAUAUGGAAAAUGUUUGUUCUUCAACCAAAGCAAUUGAUAUGAGUAAAAAAAAAUUAACAUCACUUCCAAAAAGAGUUUUUAAUGGACUGGAUUUACUCUGUGAAUUAAAUUUGGAAUUAAAUCAAUUGACACAUCUUGUUGCCAAUGUAUUCACCAACUUGGUCAAUCUAAAUGAAUUAAAAAUCAAUGCCAAUGAUUUACAAUCACUUCCACAAGAAUCAUUCAAUGGAUUAAAAUCACUACGUUGGUUGGAUUUGGAAUCAAAUAAACUGAAAGAUCUUGGGCCUAAAAUUUUCAAUAACUUGUCAAAUCUUCAAUAUUUAGAUUUGAAAAAAAAUAAUUUGACAGUUCUUCCAAAAGAAUUAUUUAUUGGCUUGACAUCACUACAUUGGUUACACUUGGAAUCAAAUGGACUUACAAAGCUUGAACCUGAUAUAUUCAAUGAUUUAUCCAACCUCCACAAAUUAAGCUUAAAUAAUAAUAAAUUAACAUCUCUUCCACAAGGUGUAUUUAAUGGAUUGAAAUCUUUAGAAAAAUUGUAUUUACAAUCAAACAACCUGGAAAAAAUUGAGCCUGAUACCUUCAAAAAUUUGUCCAGUCUCGAAGAAUUAAAAAUUAAUAGUAACAGUUUAUUAUUACUUCCACAAGAUAUAUUCAAUGGAUUAAAUUCACUGACUUGGUUAGACUUGAAUGCAAAUCGACUGGCACAUCUUCACUCUAGUACUUUCAAUAACUUGUCAAAUCUUGAAUAUUUAGAUAUCAAAAAUAAUUAUUUAAGAUCUAUUCCAGAGGAAUUAUUUUUUGGCUUGAAAUCUCUACGUUGGUUGAAUAUAAAUUAUAAUCAACUGGAAAGUAUUAGCCCUUAUACAUUCUUUGUCUUGUCCAAGCUCUGGGAAUUAAAAAUAAAUAAUAAUAAUUUAACAACUCUUCCACCAGAAUUAUUUGAUGAAUUGAAGCUGCUAAAUUCGUUAAAUUUAGAAUCAAAUAAACUGGAUUAUCUUGAGCCUAAUAUAUUUAAGAAAUUAACCAAGCUCUACAAAUUAAACAUCAGUCGUAACAGCUUGGCUUAUCUACCACAUGGUAUAUUUGAUGAAUUAAAAUGUCUCAGUCAUUUGUCAUUGGACCGGAACAAACUUUUUAUUCUUGAGACUGAUAUUUUUGAUAGCUUGUCCAAUCUCAACGAGUUGAGAAUCAAUAAUAAUGAUUUAACAUCACUUCCACCAAGAAUAUUCAAUGGAUUGAAAUCUCUGACUAUAUUGGAUUUAAAUUCAAACAAACUAACAAAUCUUGAGGCUGGAACAUUUAACAAUUUGUCUAAUAUCACCUAUUUAGAUAUCAGCAAAAAUAAUUUAAUACUUCUUCCAUAUGGAGUUUUUGAUGGAUUAAAAUCACUACGUCAUUUAAAUUUGUCGUCAAAUCAAUUGACAUAUCUCGAGCCUUAUAUUUUCAAUCACUUGACCAAUCUUUCUGAAUUAAAACUCAAUGAAAAUUAUUUACCAAUCAUUUCACAAGAAAUAUUUAAUGGAUUGGAAUCUCUAGAAGAGCUGGAUUUACAAUCAAACAAGCUGACAAACAUUGAGCCUGAUACUUUUAGCAGCUUGGCCAAUCUUAGAGAAUUAAAUUUAAGUCAAAAUAAUUUAACAACUCUUUCACCAGGAGUAUUCAAUGAAUUGAAAUCUUUAAGACAAUUGAAUUUACAAUCAAACAAACUGACAAGUAUUGAGCCAAAUACUUUUCAACACUUGUCCAAACUGGCAUCUUUAAAUAUCAGUGUUAAUAAAUUAACACAUCUUUCACAAGAAAUAUUCAAUGGAUUGGAAAACCUGAUAAAGUUGGAUUUGAGAUCCAAUAAACUUACAUGUCUUGAGGCUAAUACUUUUAAAAAUUUGUUUGAGCUUCAAAUUUUACAUUUGCAAUGUAAUAAAUUAAAAUUUCUUUCACGAGAAAUAUUUACAGGAUUAACAUCUUUAAUUGAAUUAAAUGUUCAAUCAAAUUCACUGUCAGGUAUUGAUCAUGAUACUUUCAAUAAUUUAUACAAUUUGGAAGUAUUAUUUAUGAGUAAAAAUAUCUUAAGACGUCUUCCAAAUAAUAUUUUUAAUGAAAAUACAAAACUUGAAUACUUGAGUUUUCACUCAAACAUAAUUAGUAAACCUGAGCCUGAUUUUUUUAGCAAUUUAAAGACUAUACCCUAG